GGAAUGCUCCCGAUUUGUCGACGUCUAGCGGAUUGUAAGUCAGCGAGGUCUUUAUAUUUACCUUAUUCCACGAGGUAAGAAAGCUUUAAAGGGAAUUUACUCGCUGCGUGUUAAAAAAGACUAUUUCCCUCGUUGAACUGCGACACACAGUGUUGGAUUUGAUCGGUCCGCCAGUAGACAGGUGGCGCUGCAGAGCGGUUACUUCACUGACUCAGGACACCGGUGUGUGCGAGGAAACAUCAAACUGAAAGAUAUUUCCAGAGACUUGAGAAAAUGUCUCGCCGAUAUGACUCCAGGACAACCAUAUUUUCACCUGAAGGGCGCCUGUAUCAGGUGGAAUAUGCAAUGGAAGCGAUCGGUCACGCUGGAACAUGUCUGGGGAUUCUAGCAAAGGAUGGUGUGCUGCUGGCAGCAGAGAGACGCAACAUCCACAAACUGCUUGAUGAGGUUUUCUUCUCUGAGAAGAUCUACAAGCUCAAUGAAGACAUGGCCUGCAGUGUUGCUGGGAUCACGUCAGAUGCUAAUGUUUUGACAAAUGAGCUGCGGUUAAUUGCACAGAGGUAUUUAUUGCAAUACCAGGAGCCAAUUCCCUGCGAGCAGCUGGUCACUGCACUGUGUGACAUUAAACAAGCCUACACACAGUUUGGAGGUAAGAGGCCGUUUGGUGUUUCUCUGCUGUACAUGGGUUGGGACAAACACUACGGCUUCCAGUUGUACCAGAGUGACCCCAGCGGCAACUACGGAGGCUGGAAGGCAACCUGCAUUGGCAACAACAGCGCUGCUGCAGUGUCCAUGCUGAAGCAGGACUACAAAGAGGGAGAGAUGACGCUGUCCUCUGCUCUGGCUUUGGCCGUCAAAGUCCUCAACAAAACGAUGGAUGUCAGCAAGCUCUCAGCAGAGAAAGUUGAAAUUGCCACUCUGACACGAGAAGAUGGGAAGACCAAAAUCAAGGUGCUGAAACAGAAGGAAGUAGAAGAACUCAUCAAGAAACACGAGGCUGAAGAGGCCAAGGCUGAAAAAGACAAAAAAGACAAGGAGCAGAAGGAGAAGGACAAAUGAGCAAAUUAGUAACUUUUCCCCCGUGUGUCACCAAACCCUGUAUUGUUUUGUCUUUUACAUUAAACAUUUGGAAACUAA
Molecule: messenger RNA, 1137 nt
Organism: Mugil cephalus (flathead mullet)
Lineage: Eukaryota; Metazoa; Chordata; Actinopteri; Mugiliformes; Mugilidae
Product: proteasome subunit alpha type-4-like
Exons: 9
Coding region: 274-1059 (261 amino acids)
Biological process (GO): ubiquitin-dependent protein catabolic process
Cellular component (GO): nucleus; cytosol; proteasome core complex, alpha-subunit complex
Source: RefSeq, a predicted model, not a curated record